CACUCACUCACUCCCUCACUCACUCCCUCACUCACUCACUCACUCUCUCACUCACUCACUCACUCACUCACUCACUCACUCACUCACUCACUCACUCACUCACUCACUCACUCACUCACUCACUCAUGUGAUGAAAUAUCCCUGCAUCAAUCAGGCCAGGUUAUUCCACACACACAUCUCUUCACAAACCGUGACUUCCUCGCUGGGGUUUCCAAGGAAGAUCACAACUGUCUGGAACUAAAUUCUGUUCAAAAUGAAUGAUUACAGAUAUGGGGUGGGUGGGGAAAAUGUGUUUUAAAUGUUAAUUCUUCAUUGUUUGUAUUCGCAACAGAAAACAGAAAUCGAAUGUAUUUCUUGGAUAAUGGAGACAGCAUUGUGUUAAACGGAACGGCCAAUGCUGAGAAAGACACUGUUGUUGUCUGGGAAUGGAAACCACACUCAGGGAAGGAAAUCGAAAAUGUCGACUUUUAGAAGAACGGGGAACUCUUGGAUCAAAAGAUAACGCCGCUGGCAACUUGUACCCGGGGAUGAAAGUGAAUACCAGUACCCUUGAUCUAACAAUCGAUAAACCCACAUUUAAUUUGGCGGGAAUUUUCACUUUGAAUCAAACAGAACCGAUAAAGCAAAUCCUGAAACAAUAUGAAAUAUUUGGGAUGAAAGUUGAGGGAAGUCCACGGAAGCCUCUGCUGGGCAGUGACGUUACACUCAGCUGCACCAUCUCUAGACUCUCAGAUACAGUCAGUCUUCACUGGAGACCCAUGGACUCAUCCCAGCAGAACAGGAGCAACACUGAUCAGAUCCGCCUGGAUAACACGGUCUAUCUAAUAGUUCAACACGUUACAGUGGAGGAUGGGAAGCUGUAUGUGUGUGAAGUGCGGGAAAAUGGAAAAAUUCUUCACACAAGUAACGGAAAUGUUACUGUAAACAACGAUUUAUUUGAUGGGGAAUACACACUUUACCGCUCCAGCACCGAUCACAGUGAACUUCACCUGGUUUGUUAUAGUAAUGGUCGUAACUAUUCCCGUGCUGAGUGGACCUGGUCACCUCACCGCCAUCAAAAGCAGAAAGUAAUAGCAUCUGCAAACCGUUCUCAGCCCAUCAUCAUCAAUGUCAAUGGGACCAACUUCGGGAAUCGACUGGUGACCUCAGGGAAACGCUUCGAUGGCAAGGAGUUCAGUGUGAGGAUUGUCUCCGUUGUGUUUCAAGAUGCUGGACUUUACAUCUGUUUUCUGGAACACAAUCUAUUUGUCGACAUUUAUCUAAUCACAGUGAAAGUCACAGCUGAACCAUCUGAUGCAGUGACUGAGGGAGACAACGUUACCCUGACCUGCUCUGUGUCUAACGCCACUGACUCAAUGAGAUUGGUUUGGAUCAAUGGUGAUGGCAAACGUGUUGGAGAAAAGACACUGACUGUGGAAGAGAAAUCACUGAGUCUGGUUAUUCAGAAAGCUGAGAGAGGCAGAGGGAACUGGAGAUGUGUUUUGUUUGAUGAAGACCUGCCCCGGCUUUUUGUCCCGUAUCAGGAGCCCCGUGGAUCAUUAGACAUUUCGUCCUUCACAGACAUUAGGAUCAUCAUUGUUCUGGGGUACUUGGUGAUUAAACUGGCCGUUGCUCCUGGACUAAUUUGCUGCUCGUAGAGGAUGAACAGGAACUGCAGAAGUCCACGGAAAGUUACAGGAAAUGAUACAAACAAUUCAAACGAAGCUGUCGCAUUGCAAACCGUGAAUUCUGACCCAGAUCUGAGGAUCAGAAUGAAUGACCCCGCGCAGAAGAGGCCGUUCAGCCCAUCAGGCUCAUGUCCAAGGAAAUCUGUAUUCCUACAAAAAUAUUGAGACCGAACGGAGACUUUGGAAAUAGAUGUGUGGGUUUAUUGUGCACUUGCUUUGUGCUUGUUUGGUUGUGAUCUCUCCGAACUGUCGUACAUCUGUCAAGUACGCAGACCCCAAAUUAAGGAGACUCCCCCCUCCUAAUCAAGUCCUGGAGUCUGCCCCAACCCCAUCUCUUUUUUCCAGCUUUCUCCCCCGACUCCAUCAGUCCAAAGAAGGGUCCAGACCCGACACGUCACCUGUCCAUUCCCCACCAAAGUGCCGGUAGAACUCGGCAGGUCAGCCAUCCGUGGUGGGAAACGCAUGGAGAAGUGUUCCUAUUACAAGCUCUCCUUGGCCCUGUCAAGAGUGCGGUGUCCAUUCUUGCGAUGAGAUGCAAGGUCUGAGCUGACCAGUCAUCAACAGCCCCCCCCCCCUUCCCUUCCCUUCCCUUCCCUUCCCUUCCCUUCCCUUCCCUUCCCUCG
Messenger RNA from Leucoraja erinaceus (little skate), 2290 nucleotides. RefSeq lists its product as uncharacterized. The record is from RefSeq and is a predicted model, not a curated record. The transcript has 6 exons. The coding region runs from base 426 to 1637 and encodes 403 amino acids. Lineage: Eukaryota; Metazoa; Chordata; Chondrichthyes; Rajiformes; Rajidae.